AUGGAUGUGUGCUGUGAGGUCUCAGACUCCGAUCCAGAUUACAGUGAUGAUGGCGGUCUAUUUUCAGACUGCGUCGAUGAUUACGACACAGAUGUGACUGGGGAGACCUCCAGCGAUGACAGCAGCAAUAGCGAGGACAGUCAUGAGGAGUGGGAUGACUACAAGCUCCCCCCUCCCGAACACUAUGCGGCGGAGGAAGCCAAUCUUGAUCCCUCAAAGCUUCGGGAGCGCCUCUAUAAGGACAGGACCAUUUACGGCAAGGAUAGAGCUCGCGACCACUGGGAGCGGUUCUGCGAAUAUAUGCACCGAGAUGUGUCCCACGCGUACCGCACCCUCUCGAUCCAAUCUCUCAAAGCCUUCUUCAGCUGGGCGUGCGACCAGCGUCGCGGUAAGGACGGGAGGAGGCGGUCGGGUAUCAGAAACAUAAGUUCCUUGGAGACGUUCUGGAAGCAGUAUUCGCAGGUCUACAAGGAGGACAAUGGCAAUGAUAUUGACCCCCUGAUCAUGAAACAGGCGCAGGAUGUGAUCAACCUUGUCGCCGACGAGAAGAAGCUCAGCCGCGAAAAGAGACUGAAAGCGACAAUGUAUGUCGAGGACCUGGCUGAGUACCUCCGCGUGCUUCUGACUACAACUGAUAUGCAUUUCCUGGUCGGCUGGGAGCGCAUCCAGCUGAUCUUGUUCUGUCAACUUGCGGGAUACACGGGACAUCGACCAGAAGCACUGACGCAGCUCCGCUAUCGACACCUGGAGCUCUCGCUAGUCAGGGACCCGGCUUCGAAUCUAGCGACCCUGUUCAUCGGACUGACCGGCGAGUUCACCAAGGCGUAUCUGGGUGACAAGGAUGCGAACACAUUCUGGCUCCCUGAGAUCAUCUAUGACCCGACUCUGGUGCUCAGCCCCCAUGUCUUCCUUCUGGGACUGCUGUUCCAUGCCAAGGCGUUCAAGUCCCCUUACAUCCGGUGCCCUGAGGACCUCUACGAUCUGGGCAUUCUGGAUGAGCUCAAUGAGCAGAAGAUCCCACUGCGAGAUGACCUGGCGGAGAACUUUCUCUUCUGCCAGGUGGUCCGCGAGGGAGAGGGCGUCCGAAUCGCGCAUGAGAUCAAGGCGACUACGGCAUCGCUGCGGAAUCGAAUGAAAAAGUGCGGCGAGAUCACUGGCUUUGAGUAUCCUGUGGGGCCGUACGCGCUCCGUCGCGCUGCUGGGAAGGAGUGGAAUGAGACGGACGUCAGCGAUUCUCUCCAGAACUUGAUGCUCCAGCACCAGAAGAUCGAUAUGUACCUCAAAUACUAUCUAGAUCGGAAUAUCAAUGUUGAUGUUAUGAAAACCUUCCGUGAUUCGUCUUUAGAUCAAUGUAUAGACGAAUCACGGAAAGCGCUCUUGAACCGGAUCUGCUCGAUGAUUCAAUCCAUUGACCCCCGGCGACCCUGGAAGCUGACGCCCGAGCAGUCAAAGUCAGUCAAUGAGCAGCCGCGCAUCCUCGCUCUGUCGAAGCGGGUUACGCGCCUCAAGAAGCAUGUUGACCGCUCCGCAAAGUGGCUCGGAGGCCGAACUGGCGAGAGGUACAAGCAACGCUUCAAGAUGGGCCGGCCUGGAGCAGAAAGGUACCGCAAGAAACUGAACAAGCAUGAGAGUACGGAUGACAAACAUCACCGGGCAGUUCGCCGGCUUCGCAGCGAGAAGCAACGCGCAAGGCUCCAGCUGAAGCGCGAGAUGCUGGAACGGUACCGAGAAGAACAGCCGCUGAAGGACAUCGCCCAACAACUGUCCGGAAAAUUGAUCGACGAAGAUGUGAAGGACGCAAUGGAAUGUUCGGACUGA
This is a messenger RNA of Blastomyces dermatitidis ER-3, 1818 nucleotides long. RefSeq lists its product as uncharacterized. Gene Ontology annotation, molecular function: DNA binding. The record is from RefSeq and is a predicted model, not a curated record. The transcript has 4 exons. Gene Ontology annotation, biological process: DNA integration; DNA recombination. Bases 1 to 1818 code for a protein of 605 amino acids. NCBI's taxonomy places the organism in Eukaryota, Fungi, Ascomycota, Eurotiomycetes, Onygenales, Ajellomycetaceae.